This is a messenger RNA of Helianthus annuus (common sunflower), 3316 nucleotides long. Its product is annotated as leucine-rich repeat receptor-like serine/threonine-protein kinase BAM1. The record is from RefSeq and is a predicted model, not a curated record. Gene Ontology annotation, molecular function: receptor serine/threonine kinase binding; ATP binding; protein kinase activity. NCBI's taxonomy places the organism in Eukaryota, Viridiplantae, Streptophyta, Magnoliopsida, Asterales, Asteraceae. The transcript has 2 exons. The coding region runs from base 91 to 3174 and encodes 1027 amino acids. Gene Ontology annotation, biological process: protein phosphorylation.
CACCCCCCACCCUUCUUCCCCAUUACAUUACACUCGUCAACAAAACACCUUCUUUAACCCAACUUCUACAAUUCUUCAAACCACCCAAAAAUGCCUUUUUUUCACCUCCUCCUACUCCUACUCCCCAUGAUAACACUCCUACCCUUUUCCUCCACCGCCGGUCCAGCCACCGGUUCACCGGAAUACAAAACCCUCCUGAACAUAAAAACCGCCAUUACCUCCGACCCACAAUCCACCCUCUCCUCAUGGAACCACCUCUCCACCACUCACUGCACAUGGUCCGGCGUCACGUGUGACUUAAACCGGCACGUGAUCUCCCUAGACAUUUCCGGUUUUAACCUCACCGGAACUCUUUCCCCGGCCAUCGGAAACUUAACAAACCUUGUUAACCUCACCCUCGCCGACAACAACCUCGCCGGACCCAUCCCGCCGGAGAUCGGAAACCUAACAAAUCUCCGUGUUCUCAAUCUCUCCAACAACAUCUUCAGUGACACUUUCCCGCCACAACUUAUUUCCCUAAAAAAUCUUCAAGUUCUUGACCUGUAUAAUAAUAACCUCACCGGAGAUUUACCCUCCGGCGUAUCGGAAAUGUCAAAUCUUGUUCAUCUUCAUCUGGGUGGGAAUUAUUUCUCCGGGAUUAUUCCGGUGGAGUACGGGAAAUUUCCGGUGUUGGAAUAUUUAGCAGUUUCCGGUAACGAGCUCACCGGAAGUAUCCCGCCGGAGAUCGGAAACUUAACAAACUUGAAAUAUCUUUACCUCGGGUACUAUAAUGUUUACUCCGGCGGUAUACCGCCGGAAAUCGGUAACUUAUCACAACUUGUUCGGUUCGAUGCGGCGAACUGUGGGCUCACCGGAGAAGUUCCGGCGGAAAUCGGUAAGCUUCAAAAGUUAGAUACUCUUUUUCUACAAGUUAAUGGGCUUACUGGGUUGUUACCAAAAGAGCUUGGAGCCCUAAUAAGUUUGAAAUCUAUGGAUCUUUCUAAUAAUAUGUUUUCCGGUGAGAUACCGGAGUCGUUUGGGGAUUUGUUGAAUGUUACUUUAAUGAACUUGUUUAGAAAUAAAUUGCAUGGUUCGAUACCGGAGUUUAUUGCUGAGUUGCCGGUGUUGGAAGUGUUACAGUUGUGGGAGAAUAAUUUUACCGGAAGUAUACCGGAAGGUUUGGGGAAGAAUGGGAAGUUGCGGAUUCUUGAUUUGAGUACAAAUAAGUUGACUGGAUCACUUCCUGAGGGUUUGUGUGUUGGGAAUCAGCUUGAGACUUUGAUUACAUUGGGGAACUUUUUGUUUGGGCCGAUUCCGGAGGCUCUAGGGGAGUGUCGGUCGUUGAGUCGGGUUAGGAUGGGGGAGAAUUAUCUUAACGGGUCGAUUCCGAAAGGGUUGUUGAGUUUGCCUAGGUUGUCACAGGUUGAGCUGCAAGAUAAUCUUUUGAAUGGCGAGUUUCCUGUGACCAAGUCAGGUUCGGUUAGUCUUGGUCAGUUGAGUUUGUCGAAUAACAGGCUUACUGGACCGUUGCCGGCUAGUAUUAGUAACUUUACUGGUUUGCAGAAGCUUUUGCUUGAUGGUAAUGGGUUUACUGGGCCGAUUCCGGAUGAGAUAGGGAGGCUGCAGCAACUGUCAAAGAUUGAUUUCAGUAGCAAUAAUUUUUCUGGUAAGAUUACGCCAGAGAUUAGCAAGUGUCAGCUGUUGACGUAUGUGGAUCUCAGCCGGAACCAGCUUUCGGGUGAGGUUCCUACUGAAAUCACAGACAUGCACAUUCUUAAUUAUUUGAAUGUGUCGCGUAAUCGUUUGGUUGGUAGGAUUCCGGCGUCGAUAGCAUCGAUGCAGAGCUUGACAUCUGUUGACUUUUCGUAUAAUGAUCUUUCGGGCUUGGUUCCGGGCACGGGUCAGUUUAGUUACUUCAAUUACACUUCGUUUUUGGGGAACCCGGAGCUUUGUGGGCCGUAUUUAGGACCGUGUAAAGACGGGGUUGCUAAUGGCACCCAUCAACCACAUUCGAAAGGGUCACUUUCUCCUUCCAUAAAGCUUUUGCUUGUUAUCGGACUGCUUGUCGCCUCCAUUGCGUUCGCUGUUGCAGCGAUCAUAAAAGCUCGAUCGUUAAAACGAGCUAGUGAAGCUCGAGCAUGGAAGCUUACGGCUUUUCAAAGAUUAGACUUUACUUGUGAUAAUGUGCUUGAUAGUUUGAAAGAAGAUAACAUUAUCGGUAAAGGGGGUGCUGGGAUCGUUUACAAAGGGGUAAUGCCAAACAAUGAGCUUGUAGCCGUCAAGAGAUUACCAGUUAUGAGCCGGGGUUCAGCCCACGAUCACGGGUUCAAUGCUGAAAUCCAGACUCUCGGGAGGAUAAGACACCGAUACAUUGUAAGAUUAUUAGGAUUCUGUUCGAAUCACGAGACAAAUCUACUGGUUUACGAGUACAUGCCUAAUGGAAGCUUAGGAGAAAUGCUUCAUGGGAAAAAAGGUGGUCAUUUGUAUUGGGAUACAAGAUACAAGAUUGCCGUUGAAUCCGCAAAAGGACUUUGCUAUCUCCACCAUGAUUGUUCACCGUUGAUCCUCCACCGCGAUGUGAAAUCCAACAAUAUCCUUUUGGAUUCUAAUUUCGAAGCCCAUGUGGCGGAUUUCGGUCUUGCUAAGUUCUUGCAGGAUUCCGGUACCUCGGAAUGCAUGUCCGCCAUUGCUGGUUCUUAUGGGUACAUUGCACCAGAAUACGCAUACACACUAAAGGUUGACGAGAAGAGUGACGUGUACAGUUUUGGUGUGGUCCUGUUAGAACUAGUGACCGGCAGGAAACCAGUGGGAGAGUUCGGAGACGGUGUCGACAUUGUGCAAUGGGUGAGAAAGAUGACCGGCGGCAACAAAGAACACGUUAUGAAGAUAGUGGAUCCAAGACUCCCAACCUCGCCCGUUCAUGAGGUGAUGCACGUUUUCUAUGUAGCAAUGCUUUGCGUUGAAGAACAAGCGGUGGAACGCCCAACGAUGAGGGAAGUUGUUCAAAUCUUAACAGAGGUUCCCAAGGCUCCUGUUAGCAGACAAGGAGGAGAUUCAGGUGCUGCCGCCAGUGUGGGUACAGAUCCACCUGUUUUGAGAUCACCAUCACCGACGGUGACCACCAUGGAGUCCCCCAUCGUUGCUUUGAACAACUCUACCGAACAAAACCAGCUCCGUGAUCUUUUAAGCAUCUGAAAAUAAAUUUGUUGGGUUAGUUUUUAUUUUCCGAAUCUUGGUUCAGUUUGUUUUUCGUCUUCGAUUUGCUAUGUUUUUUAAGUAAUUUGUACAUAGUAGGAUUCGGUUUUCGGUAAUUUAGCAGUGAUUCCUCCUGGUUUGA